Passer domesticus (house sparrow) is the source of this 3055-nucleotide messenger RNA. It is a transcript of the gene TMEM267, whose product is annotated as transmembrane protein 267. NCBI's taxonomy places the organism in Eukaryota, Metazoa, Chordata, Aves, Passeriformes, Passeridae. The coding region runs from base 428 to 1162 and encodes 244 amino acids. The record is from RefSeq and is a predicted model, not a curated record. The transcript has 5 exons.
GAGGAGACGAGGCGGGCGCGGGUCCCAGCCUGCUCCGCGGCCACGCACGCUUCCUGACCGGCUCCCUGGAGCCCUUCCCAGCCCGCUGCCGCCGGGCUCCGCAGCCCGCUCCGGCCGGGAUCGCGGGGCCGAGCCCAUGGGGUGAAGGGCGGAUGGCGGCGGCCGCGCUCCAGGAUGGAACAAGUGGUGUUUGGUAUUUCCUGCACUGGACUGGGCAGACUGGGUUCAGAAAGCACAGAGGAUUAGCACUGAGGCAUAGACCAUAGACAUUUCCUACUGGAGAAAGGCACCUGUGAUGGCAAAAAAAAUGUUCUCCUAGUCCCAGGGGCAGUUUGAUUCUGAUUACUGGUGUGGUUUUUAAAGAACAACUGACGAUACGAAGGACAAUGCACAGUGUGUGUCCUGAUGACAUUUUGUGUGCUGCAGCAUGGUUCUUGUCAUGGCAUCUGAGACUGAAAAGGCCCACGCUCUUCUCCAGACUUUUAGCACAGCAUCAGUUAUUUCCAGUCUAGGUUUGGGGAUAUUCUGCUUUGUAGCAGACAGACUCCUGCAGUUUUCCUUCAUUCAGCAAAAUGACUGGCUCCGAGCCUUAUCUGAUAAUGCAGUGCAUGGUAUACUGGGGAUGUGGUCCUGGGCAAUAGUGAUUGGACUCAGGAAGAAAAGUGACUUCACUGAGGUCACCCUGGCUGGCUUCCUUGCCUCUGUCAUUGAUGUGGACCACUUUUUUCUUGCUGGGUCUCUGUCAUUAAAGGAGAAAGAGAGUAUAGCAGCUUAUAUUAGCAAACUGAACUCCCUGUCUGUCUCCAGGGCUUGGAAACUCAAGGAUGCUGCUCUGACUCUUCCACGGAGACCACUUCUUCAUUGUUCUACUGUGAUUCCUGUGGUGGCUCUGACAUUAAAGUUUAUCAUGCAGCUUUUCAGGCUUAAGGACUCAUGGUGCUUUCUUCCCUGGAUGUUGUUCAUAUCCUGGACUUCUCAUCAUGUCCGUGAUGGGAUUCGGCAUGGCCUCUGGAUCUGCCCGUUUGGAAAAACUCCUCCCUUGCCAUAUUGGCUGUAUGUGGCAAUUACAGCAUCUUUACCUCAUCUAUGUUCAUUUGUUAUGUAUUUAACGGGCACUAGAGAAUUAAUGUCCAUAAAACACGGAAUCCGCAUUGAUGUAUAGGAAUAAUGGCUUUUAAAGGUGGUUUGUGCUAGCACUUGAAAUAACUUGCCUAUCUGUCACUGAAGGGUUUCCUUGUGUUUCCUACACCUUCUGAAUUAGGCAUUUUAAGGUUGUGGAGCCAAUUACACCUCUUGUGGCAAUUCCUUGUGGUCAUAGAACCUAUCUCAUGAAUUAUAAUAAUUUUAUAUCUGUACAUUUGCCUUGUACAGUGUGUGGUCUUCCAUGAUAGUUCAUGCAUAGCGAGCUGAUUAUAAAGUACUUAGUUCCUCUCUGUAGUAAUUAUAUUACAUUUUACUGUUAUGGUGCCAUUCACUUGAUCACCAUUCACUUUGGAUUUGUAUUCUGCGUCUGGAGAAUACAUUUAAUCCAGAUAGUAUUUGUAUAGCACUUUAAAAAUGUGAAGUUCUAUAUAAAUGCUAGGUAUUAUUGAGGAUUUAAUAUUGUAUGGCAAUUUAAAAAAAAUCCCUCCAUUAGUCUUUCCAAUUUAUUAAUAAGUUAGGAGUCCUGCUGGAUUUUUGUAUUUAACCAUUUUAAAAGGAAUACCACCCGUAUUUCACACUGUCUAUCCACACCUCUCUGAACCUGUAAUCAUAGAGUGUUUUACUAAAUUCUAUAUCCCCCUGUAGUUGCUUGGUACUAAAUUUGCAGAUAAUUACUAGGCUCAAAAUUAGAAAAGAGUAGACAGUUUGGUUAUAGUAUUAUGGUGUGUUGGCCAAAUUGUUUAAUUUUUUAAAAUACACUAAUUAUGAAUACUGUUUAAUUUGGAACCAGGGAAUUUUUGUAAAUAUUUAAGAAUCAUGUGAAGAUUCAGGGAGACACAAGAAAAUAAAAAUUGCUUAUAACACAGGUUUGCUUAAAGACAUUACUACUCAGUAAAGCAUUUUCCAUUAAGUGCAGUAUCAUCCUCGUAAGUGUAAAAUAAAAUGCAUUAUUACUAUUAUUAUUAUUAUUAUUAUUAAACAGAAAUAUAAAUUUCCUCAUAAAGAAGAUCCAUAAGGAAAAGUGUUAUUAUGCUGCAGUUUAUGAGAUAGUAAUUUGCACUAUGGACUAUUCAGUUUUCAUUUAUAGACAUCUCUCAGAAAGAAUCCCAAAUUAAAAGUUGUCUGGUCUUGUCUAACUAGACAAGUCUGUCUAGACUUGUGUAGUUUAUGAUGUACAAGCUGAGAAUGUCUUUUAAUAAUUUUUAAAUUUUUUAUUCACUGCCCGGUAAAGAGAUGGGGCCUUAACUACUCCAGCUUGUGAUGAAUAGCUGUCAAAGGGGAUCAUUUUUAUGGAACUGCAUGUAUAAGGUAGCAUGUGUUUAACUUAGGUUACCAAGGGGGGUAAGGGUUUACGUGAUGUGUACAUUUACAUUAUUAAAUGUAUAUCAGAAUAAAGUUUAAAAAAAGUAUUAUAUGGGAUGCCUGUCAUAAUGAGUACCAGAAACUUUCUGUGGCUGCAGAAUCCUUAAGGCUCUUUGCAGCACUCUAUGCUAGUCAUGGAAAGUGUUGCACGUCUUUAAAAUGUGUCUUUGGACCAAAAGAAGUCCCUGUCCUGCCUGUUCUUUAUAUUAGAAAUGUAUGCCAAUGCAGACUUGCCUGAUAUUGCAGUGGGCCUGUCUAGCCUUUAUUGUAAAAUGAAUAAAAGGUUUAAUUGUUGGAGAGAAGAUUGGAAGAGCAAAACAUUCCUUAGAGGGUUAUCCUCACGCUGUGGAUUUCUGUCCUUUAGAGUUUUCCAGAAACAGCAUAGGAAAUGUCUUGCUUCAGAGCUUCAGAUCAAAACUGGUUUUCAUCCAAAGGCAUGGUGGUUUACUAGAGGAGCAUUGCUCAUUCAUUUACUCCUCUGCUGUAUUUUAAACUACAGUCUCUGAAAUGCCAGUAAUGAAUAAAUUUUGUGCAAGGGGUGAACACUGAA